AUGGAGGCAAAGCGUACUUUGCUCGAGCGGGCGGCGACCGCCGGACUGAUCGAGUUCCCGCUCGAGGCCGGAAAGAAUCCCAGAAGUCACAAUCUGGUUGAAGCAGCGGACCGGAUUGACUCGUUCACCGAGAAGGCCAAAGGCAGAGUCACAUUAUUCCUGGGUGCUGCUAUUUCCACUUUCAAGCCAGCGCAGUUGCCCAUGUGGAAUGACUUUGUAGAACUGUUAUGGACGUCGGCUCUGAAUGUUGCCGUCACAGACUUACAGCCUGAUACAGUGUCUGAAGGAAUUCUAGGUUUUUUUGACCGGCUCAAGAGGACCGUACCAAAUUACAUGGUUACCGAAGUCAUCUCAAGACGCCUAGGGCAACAAUAUCUGCAAGUAUUGGAUGCAUUUGAGGCUGAGAAGCAAGACAAUGGGGCUUUUGCUUUUAACAAGAUACACAUGUGGGCUGCUGGGCUUCUAACAACAGGUGAAGUCGCUGCAGUUAUGACCACAAACUUCGACAACUACUUGGAAAAAGCCAUUGAGAGCAAAACGUCCCUCUUUUACCGAGUCGUUGGGGACCCUCAUGUGGACGGCAGGGAAAUUCUCUCUCGUUUGCCAUUGACAACGUCGGCCAAAAAGCUAGUUCUGAUUGUGAAUGGUGCAAAAGCCUUCGCUUUUAUCCGAUCGCUCAUGCCGCAGCUGGGCAACGGGAAAGUAACGUUCCUGUUCAAAAUUCAUGGCUCUUGCUAUGAUCCAGUCAGUUGCAUUGACACUCGAUUGCAACGUGCCCAAGGCCUACCUUCUUUUGCAACCGACGUGCUCGACAUUCUACUAAAACGAACCGUGUGGAUGGUUGCAGGCUUCAGUGGAAGCGACAUGAAUGACAAUCUCGACUAUCUGCGCUUUUUAUCAAACAAGAGGCAAGCCUCAAUCGUGUGGCUCACAUUCCCCCGGACUCCGUGGGAGUCGGCGAUCGAAGGCCUCACCUCGAGCAUGGACUUGGGAAAGGAUUCGCCUGUUGGAUUCUGCCUACUUAAUGGAUAUUUCCUUGGAGAAAGGCAUUCAGGCGAAAGCAAGUUCCCUCGCUUCGAGGAGAAGAUCAGAUCAUGGGCGGACGACUUGGGACCAGAUUGGUGCAAACUGCUCCUGAUCGACUUAAUCACGUUGUUCGAGGAGAGGAGUGGAGAAAAGGCUUACCCGAAAUUGCUACAAGCCCUUAACGGGGGAAUAUCGCCGAGGCGGGACUGGAAUGGAAUUUUGCAAAACAUGGAUCUUCAGACAGAAAAAUCUCAGGCAAGCUAUUCCAUCCGGCCGGCUAAGAGCUGUUCCGAAGUAUGGGAAACACUAAACCGUCUCCUCAAAGACGAAGACUCAGUCGCGCUCGGAGCCAAGCAGGAAAUCUGCAGCAAGCUGAAUAAAGGUCUCAAAGAGCUAGAGUUGCAUCAUGUUGAACUCGAAGAGGCUGCUUUGCUUCAAGCGCCUCCUCGGCAUCAUGCCCAGUCAUGGGUCGUGAGUGCCCUGAGCGGACUGGCGAUGCUAUGUGGAGGCAAGAUGGAAGACGCUGUCAGAGCGCUGCGGAUAUCAAGCGGCGUUGCUUGGUUAGUUGGAAAUUACGAAAGUCGCCAUUUGAUCGAGGACGUCCUGACUGCCAUUCUUCAAGAGCGGCGAGCUUCAACGGAAUCCAGACUGGUAAAGACCAGCGCCACCCAACGAAGUGCAAAAUGCGUCGCCUUCAGCCCUUCGAUGGACAAUGUCAACGCUAAAAUGAAUAGAUUUGGUGUUCCCCCUGAAAAUUACAUGAGAGCCCUCCUACAUCGAUCUAUUCUGUUCGCCGAUGGCAUGGCUGUUCCUCCAAAUACCAUCACCAACUCUACGGUGUUUGUGGAUGAGAUAUUGUUCCAAGGCCAGCGCGACCAGUUGGACGAAGUCUAUAUGCGUCAUAUAUUCCCAAUCUUACCAGCGAAUCUGAAAGACGGCCCUCGCAAAUUGCAAAGGUGUCGUGAGACUAGAGCGAAACUAUACAUAUUUGAAUCGGUCAGCGAGGAUCAUAUUGCGCAGAUGGACAACUACUUUGAUGAUCCGGCGAACACUCACCAAAUCCUCUAUUACGACGAACCUACACUGAGUUUGGACUACGGCAAGUAUCUCCGGGCUGAAGUUGGCCCUCUUCAUCGGGACCAAACCGUCGAACAUCUGGUCCAACUUUGGAACCACAUCGAAGCGGGAGGGCACUGGGAUGUGGACGAUGCCUAUGUUGAACGAUCUUCGAUUGCGAAAGAGGUGGCUGAAGACCUUUCCGACUCCCUUUUCCUAUUAUCAAAGCACCUUCCAGAAGCAGUGUUUCGAUCGCCGCUGUACAAAUUCGCAGAUCUCUUUGAUGAAGCAAGCGACAGAGACAGUGUCAUCCAAUUUCUCACAAAGGACACCGGCGAGGACGCUAAGGCCCAGCUUCUGAUGGCGCGGGAUCGAAUCACGGAGAAGCCCUGGCUCUAUGGCCCCUUUUGCCACGAGAUGUUUGAUGCCCCGUACCGUGCGACUUUGACAUUCGACUAUGCUUCACAUGCCGAAAAUGAAACGCUCAUCUUUCUCGAGGAUGACGAGGUUCCCUCAUGGCAGUUCAUGUCGUCAGUGGCCCAGUCGGGAGAUUACAAAAAGAGCUUUUCAACUUUUGCGGUUUCUUCUGGCAGCCACAAGUACUCUUCGUUGCUCCUAAGUCAAAUGCCUACAGCAGCUUUGUUGGACAUGAGGGACGACCUGGCGCCGGUUCGGGAGAAGAUUUUCAAUGGCGCAGAGCUUUCGGCGGACGAUGUACAAAGAAUGAAGAGUGCCAUGCGUUCAUUUGAAAGUCGGUCACUGGUCCUGCCCGCGGUCGAAGUCGAAGGCAUCAUUCAUCUUGAUCCACACAUCAAAGAGCCGGCCAAAAAGCUGUUGUCGCAGUGUCUCUUUCUGGUUAGAAAGGGCCUCCCUCUCGAGCCCAUGUAUGAAGAGGCACAAGUCACCCUUCCCGGACUGCUGGCCUUGCGACGGGAGGCGACUUGA
Cladophialophora bantiana CBS 173.52 is the source of this 3027-nucleotide messenger RNA. RefSeq lists its product as uncharacterized. The record is from RefSeq and is a predicted model, not a curated record. NCBI's taxonomy places the organism in Eukaryota, Fungi, Ascomycota, Eurotiomycetes, Chaetothyriales, Herpotrichiellaceae. The transcript has 3 exons. The coding region runs from base 1 to 3027 and encodes 1008 amino acids.